This is a messenger RNA of Puccinia graminis f. sp. tritici CRL 75-36-700-3, 2006 nucleotides long. RefSeq names its product stearoyl-CoA desaturase (delta-9 desaturase). NCBI's taxonomy places the organism in Eukaryota, Fungi, Basidiomycota, Pucciniomycetes, Pucciniales, Pucciniaceae. Bases 339 to 1862 code for a protein of 507 amino acids. Gene Ontology annotation, biological process: unsaturated fatty acid biosynthetic process. Gene Ontology annotation, molecular function: heme binding; stearoyl-CoA 9-desaturase activity; iron ion binding. The record is from RefSeq and is a predicted model, not a curated record. The transcript has 4 exons. Gene Ontology annotation, cellular component: endoplasmic reticulum membrane.
GGAGCCGAGAACCUCAUGUCCCUCCUUUUCCUUACCCUCCUACAUAAACAUGGAGAGUAUAUACUUAUUUACAUCCAUCCAACUCCAAACUUGGCACAAGCAGUACUUUUUUGUUCUCAUCUUUCCCCCCAACCAAAGUUCUCUUUGGUCAAGGGAUCCCGCCACAUUGCGAGCCCGUCCGAGAGUUGUCGUUUUGUCACAACCACAUCUUAUUAUUCUUCCCAGCCUACUGGUCUUCCGAGUGCUUAGCCGUACUUGGUCAGAUCGGCUACCCUUGGACGGCUUUGUUUGUGAAGCCAUUUCAAUCCAGCCGUUCUGGAAGAAGAAAAUUUUUCAUCAUGUCCAAACCGACACUCACCAUUCCUACCUCCCCCCAAAAUCUCCGUAACCGCCAGCGCAAAAACCUGCCGGAUUAUGAUCCCGAUUCUGACCUCAGCGAGUCGGAGGGCUUGGGAGGCACGAGGCCCCAGCCUGAUGAUACUUGGGAAGAUGAUGAGGAAACUGCGGUUGAUGAUGACAGCUACGUCCAACGCACACUACGCAGAGAAAAACCACUGCCUCCAAUCACCUGGCGCAACUUUUAUCGAGAGAUCAAUUUGAUUUCUACGCUGGCCUUGACCAUCGUCCCUGUCCUGUCCCUCUACGGUGCUCUUACUACACCUCUUUGUCGUUUCACCUUGGCAUGGUCCAUUGUCUAUUACUAUUUCACCGGCUUAGGUAUUACAGCUGGUUAUCAUCGUCUAUGGGCACAUCGAUCCUACAACGCUUCCCCUCUGCUUCAAUAUUUCCUCGCACUCGGUGGCUCAGGUGCCGUGGAGGGUAGUAUUCGAUGGUGGGCUCGGGGUCACAGAGCUCACCAUCGAUAUACUGACACCGAUCUCGACCCUUACUCGGCUCACAAGGGACUUUUAUGGAGUCAUGUUGGCUGGAUGAUUGUCAAGCCUCGACGCAAGCCUGGCAUAGCCGAUGUGUCCGAUCUGUCUCGCAAUCAAGUGGUCAGAUGGCAACAUCGCUGGUAUCUACCCUUAAUUUUUGGCAUGGGAUUCUUCUUUCCCACUCUCGUCGCUGGACUGGGAUGGGGUGAUUGGAGAGGUGGCUUUUUCUAUGCCGGUGCUGCUCGAUUGUUGUUUGUCCACCACUCGACAUUUUGUGUCAACUCUCUGGCUCAUUGGCUCGGAGAAGCCCCCUUUGACGACAAGCACACUCCGCGGGACCACAUUAUUACCGCUUUUGUCACAAUCGGUGAAGGUUAUCACAACUUCCAUCACGAAUUCCCUCAAGACUUUCGAAACGCCAUUCGUUGGUAUCAAUAUGACCCAACCAAAUGGUUCAUUGCUGUCGCUGCUUUCCUCGGACUUGCCACCGAGCUCAAAACAUUCCCGGACAAUGAGAUCCGCAAGGGUCAAUAUGGAAUGAAGCUCAAAGAAUUGCAGCAAGAUUUCCGGGAGGUCAAGUGGCCCACUUCUUCAAAUGACCUGCCGAUCCUUACCUGGGAGCAGUUUGUUGACGAGGCCGAUAAGAAAAAUGGGCGGAAUUUGAUUGUCAUCGGCGGCUUCAUCCACGAUGUCACCGAUUUUAUUGAUGAACACCCAGGAGGUCGAGCACUCAUAAAAACCCGACUUGGCAAAGACGCUACCACGGCCUUCCACGGCGGAGUUUAUGAACAUUCCAAUGCUGCGCACAACUUGUUGGCUAUGCUCAGAGUUGGUGUGAUUGAAGGUGGCUAUGAGGUCGAACAUCUGAAGAAAAAGGUAGGGGUGUUUAGAAAGGAACAACAGAUUCCUAUUUGUGGACCCAAAACUUUAGGAACUGUUUCGACCCCAGAUAGUCCAGUCUUAGGAAUCAAACCCAUCUACCCUUGAAAUUGAAAUUGUUUGCCAGACAUGAUAAAAGCAAUACAAAACUCAUAUAUUUGUACAACAUUUCCUGCUUCCUUUGUUCAUUUUGAUUUGUUUUCAAGACAAAUAUUUAAAAAUUUGAAAAACAAAUAGAAAAAAGUAAACCUA